Apis florea (little honeybee) is the source of this 1338-nucleotide messenger RNA. RefSeq lists its product as uncharacterized. Gene Ontology annotation, molecular function: microtubule binding. Gene Ontology annotation, cellular component: axonemal microtubule; ciliary basal body; cytoskeleton. Lineage: Eukaryota; Metazoa; Arthropoda; Insecta; Hymenoptera; Apidae. The record is from RefSeq and is a predicted model, not a curated record.
UUACUUUACUUACUUUUAAUUUUACUUCCCUAUUUACUAUGUAUAUAUAUAUAUAUAUAUAUAUAUAUUUUUUUUUUUACUUCUAUUUACCAAUUAGUUAAGUUACCAACCACUUCAAGCCGAAAAACGUUCCCCGAUAUUACCUCGAAGUAGAAAGAUGUUAGGUGAGGGCCCGAUGCGAUCUGACACUACCAGCCGUUGUGAUUUCGUGGAAAAGUCAACACUACGACCUGAACUUAUUGUUCCGUGCGACAAUCUUCGAAGCGCUGAUACACCGAUCGAUGAUAAAACUACGACGAAAUUAUCGUAUGUGAAACCAGGCCCGGUAGAAUUAGUUCAGAGUUUUAAACCUGUUAUUCAAUACAAAAGGUUCGCUGAAAAGGUUGAAUAUGAUACUGUAAACAAACUAUCCUAUCAACCUUGGACUCCGCUUCCUAAAGAAUUCAUACCUUGGGCAUCUAAGGACAAAUAUCAACGGCCUACGGAUCCAAUGUGUACUGAUACUAUUUAUCAAGUUAGUUAUCCUGCACCUGGAUACUAUGAAGAUACAUGUAUACCUGAAUGCGAUUGCUUGCAUAAAGAUGAUAAUAAUCUGUUGGCCGAGGAUUGUUCAAAAUAAGUAAAAUAUUAGCAAUCUUUCAGAUCAUGAAACUUUUGUAUAACUUUUUUGUUACAAGCUUAUGUUUCACAACAAGCUAUUUAUUUCUACCUUAUAAUAUUUAUAAUAAAUAUUUAAUUGUCAAAAUUUAAACCGAAACACGAUUUUAGGAAUUAAAUUAAAAAUCUAUUUUAUUCUAUACGAACACAUCUUAUAUAUUUUACAUUUAUAUAAUAAUUAUUGUGUAGAUGAAUAAAGAUAAUAAUAACGUAUAUCUUUUACAAACAGUAAGAUUGUUCUUGAUAAUAAAAUAAACUCUAAUUUUUAGAUAAAAGAUAAUAGACAAUAGACUUGAAUAGAAUAAACAAUAUUAACGUUACAAUUAGAAGUUUACUUAUCUUUACAUACAUUCAUACAUAUACAUGUACGUACACACACGCAUAUACAUGGUCAGUAUACAUACAUGCAUUCAUACAUACAUGAAUCCAUACGCGGUUACACACACAUAUAUAAUAUAUAUAUAUAUAUAUAUAUAUAUAUAUAUAUAUAUUAUAUAAUAUUAUAUUAUAUAUAGUAAAUAUAAUGAGGAUAACGAUGUCUUCAAAUCUAUCCAAAAUGAAAUCUAAUGUACGUCGAUGAUUUAUAUACGCGCAACAAUUAAUUUUCAAUAGAUUACAUAAAUUACAGGGGAGGGUAUACAAUUAUUAGAAAAUGAAUAACUAUAUAUUUUUAAUUAGCGA